This is a messenger RNA of Anastrepha obliqua, 1923 nucleotides long. RefSeq lists its product as uncharacterized. Gene Ontology annotation, molecular function: zinc ion binding; nucleic acid binding. The transcript has a single exon. Bases 1 to 1923 code for a protein of 640 amino acids. Lineage: Eukaryota; Metazoa; Arthropoda; Insecta; Diptera; Tephritidae. The record is from RefSeq and is a predicted model, not a curated record.
AUGAGCAAGCCAAAGACAGCAGUUCCAAGUCUCUCUCCAAGUAAGGAGAUUAUGGAAUUGAAAUCACUAAAGCGCCAGCGAACUGUUGCGAAAAAUAGUAUAGUGCGCAUAAAAACGGGUCUCCUCGAUAAAACAAUGUCGUUAGAUCCAAUUGAAUUGGAGUGUCGACUGGACAUUUUGAACUCUCAUAGCGAUAAGCUUAUGAAGUGUCAGUCGAAAAUUGAAGAAAUCGACGAGGAAGACAUAGCCCGUGGGGAGUUAGAGGACCUAAUAGUGGAAACUAAGUCCGUUAUAAAAUCUAUUCUGGCGAGAAAUAAAUCGUCAAUAGCCGAAACAUCAUUUGUUGCACCUCACAGCUCGCGACUACCGAAAAUGUCGCUACCGAAAUUUAAAGGGGAAUAUUCAGAAUUUAAAAAUUUUAUGAGUCUGUUCGAGAGUUUGGUGCACAACGAUCCUACAAUCCCAGAAAUUGAGAAAUUUAAUCACUUGGUUAACUGUCUGUCAGGUGAAGCUUUGGGAACGGUAAAGGCCUUCCAAAUGUCGGACGAAAAUUAUUCGAAGGCGUUGGCUAGUCUCAAAAAAGUUUAUGACAAUAAAUGCUUAAUAUUUUUCGACACAAUUUCCAAACUUUUUGAACUGCCAACCAUCCCAAAGCCAUCUGCGCUUUCAUUGCGCACAAUGAUUGAUACAGUGUCGGCUGUUUACGACUCGUUGCUGUCGUUAGGUGACGAGAAAAACAUCACAAACGCUAUCAUAAUUCAUCUGGUAAUGUCAAAAGUUGACACCGUUACUCGGUCAAAGUGGGAGGAACAGUUGGAUUAUGAUAAGCUGCCAUUAUGGCGUAAGUGUGAGGCAGCAUUAAAUAAACGCUACCAACAUUUAUCUGCCGAUGAAGCCUCAACGUCGAGGCUCAAGCCGUCAAGCAGUCACAGCAUUCAGAAACCCCACCUUCAUGCGGGAAGGACGAAAGCUGCCUUAGUGACUUCAAAUAUAAAACAGCCGGUGUGUCCGCACUGUAAAUCAAAUGAUCAUAGUAUACCCGCGUGUCCUACUUUUAAAACUCUCUCUGCUCAGCAGCGAUUUGAGUUUGCUAAAUCAGUCCCCUUAUGCAUAAAUUGUUUGCGCAAGGGGCACUCAGUUUCAAAGUGCAAAGCGGAUCGGUGUCGUGUUUGCAACCGUUCGCAUCACACAUUGCUGCACCAGUACCCUGUAUCCUUUGCAACUGCACCACAACUUUCGACCUCGCAUGCCAUGCACACGACGAGUACGCCAGAUCGGGUUAUGUUGGCUACAGCCGUAGUCAACGUAAAAGGUAGCUCCGGAGAGUACCUUGCUGCACGAGCCUUGCUGGAUUCUGGAUCUCAGGUGAAUUUCAUGACAGAGGAUUUGGCGCAGAAAUUACGAAUUCGUCGCGAAAGUACGACCUUAAAUAUUAUCGGCAUCGGAAAUGCAACCAAAAAAGUAAGGACGAAAUUAAAUACGUUUGUAAAAUCGCGGGUCAAUAAUUAUGAGUUUUCGGCACAGUUUUGGAUAAUGCGAUCCAUUUCAGCCAGCCAUCCAGAUCGUAACGUAAAUAUUAAUGGCUGGAAAAUUCCUAAAAACAUUAGCUUAGCGGACCCAGAAUUUUAUAAGGCUCAAAAGGUAGAUCUUUUGUUAGGUGCUGAAACAUUUUUCGAGCUUUUAGCUGUAGGCCAGAUCAAGGCCAGCCCCAAUCACCCAACAUUGCAAAAGACACUUUUAGGCUGGGUUGUGUCUGGCAAAUACGCCUCCAACCAACGUCCUCCUCCCACAGUCAGUAGCACAUUAUGCCAUACUGAACAAGAUCUAGCAAAUAUAGAUUCCAUUGUCCAAAGGUUCUGGGCGAUGGAAGAAAUACCUUCAGGGGCUAGUUCGACAAAAUUCACACCUGAACAAAUAGUGUGA